GGCAAUGCCGUUCUUGCCUCAGCGGAGCAACAGUCAUUAGUGGACAUUGUACUUUUGGACUCUAAGCUCAAUAUGCUAAGGGCAAACGAUGACCAGUUGAACACUGUUAGUGGCAGCGUUCAGGCUACCAUGGCCAGCGGUCAUCAUCAACAUCGUUAUCAAGAGCAUCCUUUGGGUUCAUUUACAUCAUUCGUUGAGGAAAUAUUAAGAGAGUUGCCACGACCAGAAUAUCAGCAUAUGAUUACCGAUAAAUACAUGAAAAAUGCAAAUUUUGCAAAUUUCUACAGAGCGCUGAGAAGUGCGGAAUUUAAGCCACUGGUCGAAGAAGCAUUGAAAUCUUCUAAUAUCCAACAAAUAAUUAAGUUAUUGGCUUCUCACAGCAUUGAUGUCCAGGCGUUGAAACCAAUUGCCUUUCAAGUUAUUUCCUGGGGACCUAAUGUAUAA
Molecule: messenger RNA, 444 nt
Organism: Musca vetustissima
Lineage: Eukaryota; Metazoa; Arthropoda; Insecta; Diptera; Muscidae
Exons: 2
Coding region: 73-444 (123 amino acids)
Source: RefSeq, a predicted model, not a curated record